AUGGCACCGCUGCCACACAACAUCCAUCCGUGCCUACGCCUAGGACGCCUCCUCCUACCACUCCUCGUCGUGACGGCCGUCUCUGCCUCUGCGAGGACCUCGCCGGAGAGCGACUUGUACUCUCUCUCGAAGCUCAAGUCCUCCCUACUCUCCCGCAGCGCCCGCAACAGUCCCUUGCUCACCGACUGGGACAUCGAGACGUCGGCGUCUGGCGGCGUAUCAUCUCGGACGACCAAUUAUUGCAACUUCUCCGGGAUCACCUGCGAUGCCUCCAACAACCGCGUCGUCGCCAUCAACCUCACCGGCGUCCCUCUCAACGGCGGCGUGCUCCCAACCGAGAUCUCGCUGCUGGAUGCUCUCACCAGCCUCACCGUCGCCGACUGCUCCCUGGCAGGCCUCAUCCCCGCCAAGCUUUCCUCAAUGCCUCUCCUUCGCCACCUCAACCUCUCCAACAACAAUCUUGCCGGAACCUUAUCGUCUCCCCCAGACCGGUGGCACGCCAUGGACGACGCUGCGCCAGAGCCGUACUUCCCCUCCUUGGAGGUGGUCGACGUGUACAACAACGACCUCGCUGGCGCCCUCCCGCCGUUCGGCAGGUCGCACGCCAGGCUGCGGUACUUGCACCUUGGCGGGAACGUCUUCACCAGCAGCAUACCCGAGGCAUACGGUGACAUGGAGCAUGGAGGGACUCGAGUACCUGGGGCUCAACGGCAAGUCGUCAACACGCUUUCCGGCCGUGUCCCGCCUUCACUCCUCAAGGCUCAAGAGACUCAGGCAGAUUUCGGCGAGCUCGAGGCCCUCGUCGAACUUGACAUGUCCAGCUGCAAUCUCACAGGUCCUGUCCCUCCGGAACUAGGCAGUCUCACUCAGCUCGAAACACUCUACCUCAGCGGCAACGAACUGUCCGGUGGAAUCUCUGUCGAACUCGGCAACCUCAAAAACCUCACGAGCCUGGACAUCUACAGCAACAAGCUUACUGGACAGAUACCGGCGAGCUUCGCCGGCUUAACCAAACUGGAAGUGCUAAUUUUAUCUGAGAACAAUCUCCAAGGUGUGAUUCCGGAGCUUCUUGGGGAGUUGGCAGAAUUGGAAUACCUCGUGAUCGGAUCGAACAACCUUUCCGGGAAGCUCCCGGCAAACCUGGGCAAGAACAGCAGGCUGCUGCACCUGGAUGUCAGGGACAGCCAGCUCACCGGCGCUAUACCGCCCCACCUCUGUGCCGGAAGGCGGGUGCUUGCUAUCUUUCUGAUGGAGAACCAGAUUUCCGGGGCCAUCCCUGAAGACCUCGGCAACUGCAAGACGCUUGCCGAGGUUGGGCUAAACCACAACUUCCUCAAUGGUUCUAUUCCCGCCGGGCUCUUUGGUCUUCCUAGAAUCAACCGGCUGGAAUUGAGCAAUAACUUGCUCUCUGGUGAGCUCCCGGUGAUGAACCCCAGUGAGAGUUUGAACUAUUUGUCGGUGGCAUCGAACAACCUAUCCGGCCUUGUGCCACCAGAGAUUGGCCAUUUCAAGAAUCUGUCCUGGCUCAGCCUAAGUGCCAACGCACUCACCGGUGACAUUCCCCGAGAGCUCAGCCACUGUGACUCGCUAACCGUGCUCGAUCUCAGUGCCAACCAGUUUACCGGAGAGAUACCGAAGGAAAUGGCAAAUUUGAAGAUCCUCCAAAGUUUGAAUUUGUCUAGGAAUAGCAUUUCUGGUGAUCUUCCGAUGGAAAUUCUUCGUAUGCCUAGCCUCACCAUGCUCGAUGUGUCCUACAACAACCUCACAGGCAGUGUGUCACUGCCGCAACACGGGCUGCUCGCAUUUCAUUCAAACAAAAUAGAUUUUGAAGGCAACCCUGGUCUUUGUGUGGAGCACGUCACUGCCGCUUCGUGCCCCAUAUUGCUGCAGCGUUCACGCCGUUUCAAGACGAGGACGCUGCUGUGGCUCGUCCCAACUGCCAGCGCCAUGGUGGUGACUGUGUGCCUCGGACUAAGAUGGGCGCGCAGGGCGCAGCGGGAGACGGCGAAUCGUCGGCGGCCUACGGCGUGGAAGAUGACACGGUUCGAGAACAUGGACCUGGAAAUGGACGACGUGCUCGGGUGCCUCAGGGAGGAGAACGCCAUUGGCAGAGGAGAGUACGCGUACACGCUGCGGGUGGACGAGAAGACGGACGUGUACAGCUUCGGCGUGGUGCUGCUGGAGCUCGUCACGGGGCGCCGCCCGCUCGGCGACUUCGGCGACGAGAUCGACCUCGUCCACUGGGCGCGGGGCGUCGUGCCGAGACCCACGGACACGGCGGCAGUCCUGGCCGUGGCUGACCCCCGACUGCCGCCAGAGACGGCCGGCCUGAUCGCUCGCCUCUUCAGGGUGGGCAUAUCGUGCGUCCGUGAGAGCAGCCAGGCACGGCCCACCAUGCGUGAGGUUGUGCACGUCCUCUCCAGCUUCGCCGUACCACCUGUAGAUUCGCCUUCUUGA
Miscanthus lutarioriparius is the source of this 2457-nucleotide messenger RNA. Lineage: Eukaryota; Viridiplantae; Streptophyta; Magnoliopsida; Poales; Poaceae. The record is from the annotation of a GenBank genome assembly.